Drosophila montana is the source of this 6059-nucleotide messenger RNA. It is a transcript of the gene peb, whose product is annotated as pebbled. Gene Ontology annotation, cellular component: nucleus. Gene Ontology annotation, biological process: regulation of transcription by RNA polymerase II. The transcript has 3 exons. Gene Ontology annotation, molecular function: DNA-binding transcription activator activity, RNA polymerase II-specific; RNA polymerase II cis-regulatory region sequence-specific DNA binding. The record is from RefSeq and is a predicted model, not a curated record. NCBI's taxonomy places the organism in Eukaryota, Metazoa, Arthropoda, Insecta, Diptera, Drosophilidae. The coding region runs from base 313 to 5949 and encodes 1878 amino acids.
AUUAAUUAUUUUAUCAUAAUAAUUGAGUGCAACAACAACAACAACAAGAGAAAAAAACAACAACAACAACGAAAUUCAACCAAAUUUACAAACAAAAGUGACAACUAGUGAAAAACUUAAACCAAAAAAAAAUAAAUAAAUAAAAUAAUAAUAAAUAAAUCAAUUUAUUUACUGAAAUUAAAAAAAACGGCUUCGAAUGCCGCCGCCAAAUUGUGCAAAAAACCAAAACAAAACAAAGCUAACCACAGCAGACAAGCAGCAGCCGUUUACGAUCUCAAUUAGCCAACUUUUACAACGACAGCAGCAGCGAAAAUGCUGGCCGCACAGCAGCAGCAGCAGCAGCAGCCACAACAGCAACACACAGCGGCAACAGCAACGGGAGGCAGCACAGUAGCGCUUGAGGAUGCGGGCUUGGAGCGGGCGCGCCGCGAUUCGAGCACCUCGGAGUCCUCGCUGGAGCACCUGGACUUGAGCCGCACGCCAAAGAAGCUGAGCAGCAGCAGCGGCGCGCCGCAGCCGACGUCGACGCCGCAUGAGGCGACGUCGCGCAAACGCAAGCUGCGCCAGCUACAGCAGCCGCAACAGUUGCUCUCCGACGAGGACGAGCAACAGCAGCAGCUGCUGGAGCAGUCCGCGCAGCGACUGCGGCACAAGCAGCGACGCAGCGGAAAUGCAGCCGCAGUCGCUGCCGCUGCCAGCGCCAGCAUCGUGGUCGACUACAGCGCCAGCGGCGAUGCCAGUUCGCUGCGCAAAAAGUUUCGCCUGAACCGCAGCAGCGCCAGCAGCAUCAAUGGCAACAACGGGGAGCUCUCCGAGUCCGGCUUUGUGGAUGGGAGCGCGCACAGCGGUUAUUUGCUCAGCGCCAGCAGCGCCGCGCAGUCAGCGUCGGCAGCGCAGCAGCAGCAGCAGCAGCAACAGCAGCAGCAGCAAUUGGCCUCAAGCAGCAGCUCCGGCGGCAGCUCGCCCCAGGGCCUAUGCCACUCGAGCGCCGAGUCCGGCAUCGGCGCCGGCGACGAGCACAUGAAAUAUGUUUGCCCCAUCUGCGAGGUCGUCUCGGCCACGCCCCACGAGUUCACCAAUCACAUACGCUGCCACAACUACGCCAACGGUGACACCGAAAACUUCACCUGCCGCAUCUGCUCCAAGGUGCUGUCAUCAGCCUCCUCGCUGGACAGGCACGUGCUGGUGCACACGGGCGAGCGUCCGUUCAACUGUCGCUAUUGCCAUUUGACAUUCACCACGAACGGCAACAUGCACCGGCACAUGCGCACCCACAAGCAGCACCAGACGACGCAGCAGCAGCCGCCGACGCAGCAGCAACAGACACAGCAGCAACAGACACCGCAGCAACAGGCACCGCAGCAACAUGGACAGCAGCAACAUGGACAGCAGCAGCAGCGACGCCAGCAACAUGGGGGCGUGGCAGCUGGGCGUGCGGAGAGCUACGAGAGCGAUGCCAGCUGCUCGACGGAUGUGUCCAGCAGCAGCAGCAGCAGCAACGACAGCAGCAACAGCAACACCAACAACAACAACAACAACAACAGCGAGCAAACGAACAAGAACAACAAGAACAACAGCAACAACGGCAACGGGGAGCAGCAGCAGCAACUGUUGCUGGCGUGCAAGCAGCGACGGCAUAAGACGAACAUCAACAACAACAAUAUACUCAGCGACGAGGAGCAGCCAAAGCAGCCAAAAUCGGAGCCCGAGGCAGAUGAAGAGCCCGAGGCAGAGCCGGAGCCGCAGCUGGACUCGGAUGAUGCGGAUAGCGUGGAUGUGGCGCAGAUGAUUACGAGCACGCCGGAUGUGGCCACAUUGCUGGCAACUAGCCCGAGCCCGUCGCCGGGCCUACAUAGCUGUCCGGCCUGCAAUACGGGCGAGUUUGAGACAUUGCCGGCGCUGUGCGCGCAUCUGGAUGCAGCGCAUCCGGAUAUACCAGCCAAGUGUCGCGACUGCGAGGUGAUCUUUGCCACCCAUCGGCAGCUGCAGGCGCACAGCUGUCGCGGCCAGCUGCAGUUGCCGCCGCUGCUCGGCGCGAGCAGCUCGCCGCUGCACAAGCUGGAGGUGGAGCACGACCAGGAGCAGGAGCACGACCAGGAGGAGGAUGAGGAGGAGCUGGCGCACGGCGAGCAGCUGGCCAGCAGCGAGCGCGAUGAGUUCUUUCAGCAGCUCUAUCUAAAAGGCAAAGCCGGCGGUCUGCCGUCGCCGAUCAAGCGUGAGCCGUCCGAGCAGCGGCUGGAGCAGCGCCAGGAUCGUCAGGAUCUGGCCGAUAUACAGAGCAUUUUGCAUAUGACCAGCUCCAGCUGCACGUCGAGUUUCCUGCGCAAUUUCGAGCAGUCCGUGAACACGCCCUGCUCCAGCCAGUACAGCCUGGAUGGGCGCGACGGCGAGGAGGAGGCCCAGGAUGCAUUCACCAGCGAAUUCCGCCGUAUGAAACUGCGCGGCGAAUUCCCCUGCAAGCUCUGCAGCGCCGUCUUUCCCAAUUUGCGCGCCCUCAAGGGCCAUAAUCGCGUCCAUUUGGCCGCCGUCGGCGCCGCCGGACCCUUUCGCUGCAACAUGUGUCCCUAUGCCGUCUGCGACAAGGCGGCGCUGGUGCGGCACAUGCGCACCCACAACGGGGAUCGGCCGUACGAGUGCGCCGUCUGCAAUUACGCCUUCACCACGAAGGCCAACUGUGAGCGGCAUUUGCGCAAUCGGCACGGCAAGACGAGCCGCGAGGAGGUGAAGCGCGCCAUUGUCUAUCAUCCGGCGGAGGAUGCCAGCUGCGAGGAGAACAACAAGCGUGUAACGGGCCAGGAUACGGACCUGGCCGAGCUUAGCUAUCGCUCGCUCAGUCCGCCGCCGCCGCCGCCCCCGUUGCCCCUUGCCGUUGCCUUGCCGCCGGCAGCGGAAUCGCAGCUAAAGCACAUGUUGCUAGCGGAACCGUGCGCCAAGCCGUCGCCGUCGGUGACGCCGCUCAAGAUACAGGUGAAGAGCUUGGAUCAGCUGGUGGAGAAGCCGCUGGCGCCGCCAGCCAUGGAUCUUAGCAUGGAUGUGCUGGAUCUGAGCAAGAAGCCCACACAGCAGCUGGAGCGCCAGCGCGAACGGGAGCGCGAACAGGAGCACGAUCUGCUGCUGCUGCAGCAGCAGCAACAGCAACAGUUGCAGCAACAGGUGCAACAGCAGGUGCAGCAGCAGCAGCAGCAGCAGCUGUUUAGCGCGGGAGACGCGACGACGCAGUAUAUGCAGCAGCUGCUGCGCAAUCUCAUGUUCCAGCAGACGCCGGGCUUCUCCUUCUUUGGCUACAUGGCGCCCCCGACGACGACGUCGGCGGAGAAGUCAACGCAGCCGGGCACAAAUCCAGGCCAGACGCCGGCAACAGUUGCUGCCGCUGGCAUGCCCAUGCCGAUGCCGGUGCCGGUUACCGUGCCGGUGCCAGCGGGCGGGCCCGUCAAGAUGGUCAUCAAGAACGGCGUCCUGAUGCCCAAGCAGAAGCAGCGUCGCUACCGAACCGAGCGACCCUUCGCCUGCGAGCACUGCUCCGCCCGAUUUACGCUGCGCUCCAAUAUGGAGCGUCACGUCAAGCAGCAGCAUCCCCAAUACUAUGCGCAGCGCCAGCGCAGCGGACACCAUGUGAUGCGCGGACGCGCCGCCAGCUCCAAUGCGGCGGCAGCAGCGGCAGCGGCGGCAGCAGCAGCAGCUGCAGCAGCUGCCAUGUCGAAUCUGGCGCAGCAGCAACAGCAGCAGCAGCAGCAUGCGCAUCCGCCCAUUUCGGAGCAGGUGAAGUACGCGAUAUUGGCGCAGCAGCUGAAGGCGCGCAAGGACACGGAUCUGCUGCACCAGGCGCUGGCGCACGGCUCCAGCAGUGCGCUGCUCCACUUCAACUACAACAACAACAAUAAGCAGCAGCAGCAGCAACAGCAGCAGCAGCAGCCGGCACAUCCCAUCAAUGGAGCUGCUGCGGAUGAUGAUGAGCCGCCCAAGCUGAUCAUCGACGAGGACGAUGAGGAGGAGGCGGAGGAGGAGGAGUUUGAUGAUACAGAGGAGGAGCAGGAGGAGGAGGAGCUCGAAAUGGAGGAGGACGCGGAUGAGGAGGAGCCGGCCGCACAGCUGGAGCAGCUCGAACAGCCUGCGGCGGCGGCGGUGCCCACGCUGCCACGCCCCGGCACGCCCAUUGAGGCAGCCAAAAAGGUAGCGGAGAGCAUACUGGAGCAGGUGAUCAAGGCGCAGGCCAAGCCCGAUCCGGAAUCAGAUGCCGUGGCCAUGCCAACGCCAACAACAACAACUGCGGCCACGGCCACACCGGGACCGACGACAAUGAAAACAAUGAUAGCCCAAGCGGAAUCGGUGGCGAAAUCCUUGAAAGAUGUGGCCAGCUCACCGUUCAAGGACGAAUCUCAGGAUCUGGUGCCGGUGUCGAAGCUGGUGGACAACGCGACCAGCAAUCAGGUGUCGUUCAACAGCUAUUUCCGGCCAAGCGACGUGGCCAAUCACAUGGAGCAGAGCGACGAGGAGGGUUUAGUUGCAUCCGGCAGCGCCAGCGAGAGCAACAAUUCCGGCACCGAGGACGUGACCAGCAGCAGCUGCAACGAGCCGAAAAAGAAGUCCGCCUACAGCCUGGCGCCGAAUCGUGUCAGUUGCCCGUAUUGCCAGCGCAUGUUCCCGUGGAGCAGCUCGCUGCGCCGCCACAUCCUGACCCAUACGGGCCAGAAGCCCUUCAAGUGCUCCCACUGCCCGCUGCUGUUCACCACGAAGAGCAACUGCGACCGGCAUCUGUUGCGCAAGCACGGCAAUGUCGAGUCCGCGAUGAGCGUCUAUGUGCCCACCGAGGAUGUUAGCGAACCGAUACCCGUGCCCAAGUCUGUCGAGGAGAUCGCCUUGGAGGAGCAGCGCCGACGCAAGGCAGCCGAGGCGGAGCGCGAACGCGAACGCCAGCUGGAGCUGGAGCGGGAGCGCGAAAGGGAGCACGAGCGCAAAAUCGAACGCGAACGGGAGCAACAGCAGCAGCAGCAGCUCAUCCAGCAGCUGACGGCUGCGGCACAGCUACGCCAGCAGCUGGCCAAUGCCGCCGCCGCUGCCGCAGCUGCAGUCGUAGCCGGAGCUGGAGUCGGAGCUGGUGCUGGAGCCGCCGGCAACAGUCCAACAGCUGGCGGAGAGGGGGGCAACGGCAGCGAGCUGCCGUACAAAUGCCAUCUGUGCGAGUUCUCGUUCGGGGAGCGGCUGCAGUGCCUCGAGCACAUCAAGCAGCUGCAUGGCCAGGAGUUUGCCCUGCUGCUGGCCAAAGGCGCCAUCGAAACGGACCAGCUCCACGAGCAGCAGCAGCAACAGCAGCAGCAGCAAUCGUCGUCAUCCAAUCCAGCAGCAGCUGGCUCCGAGGAUGAGUCGCUGGCGCCGUCGGGUCGCGGCAGCGGCAAUGGCAAAUAUCCGGACUACAGCAACCGGAAGGUGAUCUGUGCGUUUUGUGUGCGCCGCUUCUGGUCGACGGAGGAUCUGCGCCGACAUAUGCGCACACAUUCCGGCGAACGGCCGUUCCAGUGCGAGAUCUGUUUGCGCAAGUUCACGCUGAAGCACAGCAUGCUGCGGCACAUGAAGAAGCACAGCGGACGCAGUCACAAUGGCGAGCAGGGCGCAUCCGAUUGUUCCGAUGACGAGCAGAUGGCCACGCCGCCCGGCACGCCCACACCAACGCCCACGCCCAGCAACAACAACAACAACAACAACAACAGCACUUGCCAGAACAACAACAACAACAACAAGCAGAGCCUGCGCCUGGACAAGACCGGGCCCGACUGGCGCCUGCAGAAGGAUAAAAUGGGCGAUGCCACGAUGCCCACAGCGACAGCAGCCGCCUUUGGCAUGGCCAGCGGCGAUCUGAUUGGCAAUCUGCUGGGCAUCAGCGACCAGGGCAUACUCAAUAAGCUGCUCUCCUCCGCGGACGAGGCGGCCAAGCUGCUGGGCGUGGAAAAGUAAGUGCGAAGCGCAAGUGCAGAAAAAAAGAAAAAAACAGCAGCUAGUCAAAAGCAAAAAAAAAAAAACACACACACACACAAACAACAUUUAACGUUGCCAGAUUACGAAAA